Molecule: messenger RNA, 687 nt
Organism: Sodiomyces alkalinus F11
Lineage: Eukaryota; Fungi; Ascomycota; Sordariomycetes; Glomerellales; Plectosphaerellaceae
Exons: 2
Coding region: 1-687 (228 amino acids)
Source: RefSeq, a predicted model, not a curated record
AUGACCCAACGAACCACCACCCGCCCCCCCGCCCCCCAGCCAAAACAACGCGUCGUAGUCCGCGAACCAACCGGCUGGGCCUUCAGGGUCGAACGAGAAGCCGCGCUCCCCCAGAAAGUCUGCGCCUUUCUCGUGCGACUGCCCGAAUCCCAGUCCCAAGCCCGCGACGACCACGUCGGCGACAGUCGCAUUCCGUGGCUCUACCGGCGCGCCAGGUACAUCGCCUUCCUCAGGCUCGUCUUCGCUUUCGUCGUCGGCACCUUCAACAUCUACUUCGCCGCCACGCGGAGGGACGAUCCUCCGUUCCUGGCCUAUGCCGUGACGGGCAUAAUUCUCGGCUACCUGCACAUACACCCCCUUGACAUGAGAUACGAGAUGACAUCGCCCACGAACCCGAGGCCCAAAGUCCUCUACAUUGCCCGCCUCGCCUUCUACACCGCCGGCUGGACCACUCUCACCGUCCUGUCGCUCUUCAUCGCCACCACGGGCAUCGACGCGCGCUCGCAGUCCAGCCUGCACCGCAAGCGAGACGACCUGGGCCUGGGCCUGCUACACUUACACUGGCUGGAACCGAGGCGAAGGCUUUCGGGUGGGCGAAGCCGAGCAUCGCUACGCGGGAUGAGCCUCGAAGGCGCCGAGAGGGGUCUCCUCUACACGUGUGCCGUUCUGUCGAUCCUUUCGCUGUGA